Eriocheir sinensis (Chinese mitten crab) is the source of this 1140-nucleotide messenger RNA. RefSeq lists its product as uncharacterized. The record is from RefSeq and is a predicted model, not a curated record. The transcript has 3 exons. NCBI's taxonomy places the organism in Eukaryota, Metazoa, Arthropoda, Malacostraca, Decapoda, Varunidae. Bases 45 to 587 code for a protein of 180 amino acids.
CUCCACUCUCAUGACUGUCCUUGGGCGCCUCAAAACGGGUAUAUAUGGAUCUGCAGUCCCUGUCGUGUCACUCUACAGACAAGAUGUCUCUCCUUCACCAGCUCAUCAUUGCCUCCCUCGCUGCCUUCGUGGCUGCCCAGUGCCCCGGGGAUUUCUUCGAGUCCGGGGGCCGAUGCUAUUCCGUGAUCGACGCGCCCGGAGUCAACAUGACGUGGGACGAGUGCCGUACGGCAUGCCAGGCGAAGGACGGCGCCGAACUGUCCACCGACCUCGCCACGUUUGAAACCGCUGAGGAGCUGGAAGUCUUCGCCAUCACUUGGCUUGAGGAGUCUCAGAACUACCCUAAGGACCCGAACAUGUGGAUCGGUGCUGAGAAGGUGGACGGAAACUGGCAGACGAUUGAUGGCCUCCCAGUGACCCACCAGAACGUGAUGUGGCAAGAGAGUCACCCUCACGACAUGGGCGCGAAGGUGUUCCUGCAGGAUAUCACAAUUGCCAACGGCAUUAACUCCUUCGGCAGACUCUACUACCACUGUUCCAUGGGCUUAUACGAGCACCACAGCCGAUGCCUCUGCCGCGCCAAGUAGAGGAGCGAAGGAUGGUUUGAGAGAUGUUCUGUUAUGACCCAUCUUUAAUUUUCUUUUCUUCAAUCUUAUUAUCAGCAUCUUCGUCUUUUCCUCCCCUGUAUUUCUCAAGUUCAUAUGACUGAUAUAAAUUCUUUUUCGUUUUUUUCGUUUUUUCUUUUCUUUUCCUAAUUCUUCUUUUCUCCGUUCUCUUCUCUUUUUUUUUUCUUCCAUGUUUUUUGCCAACUUGCCUAAAAAUUAAUGUUCUAUAUACUUUACAGUAAUGUGCUUUCGCUCCGUACUGUGCAAUCACAUGCCAAUCAUUUUGUACGAUGAAAAUAAAAAUUUGAAGGGGACGUAACGCACCAUUCUUUUUUCAUCAAAACACAUUCACACAUUAACGAAAGUGCAAAUAUCACCAUACUAUGAUGUUUAUAACUUAACACAUUAUUUUCACAUCCAACUGUUUGUAGACGUUUAACAUACUUGAUAACUAAAGUUACUGAACCACAGCGACUUCGAGCGGACAAUAGGAAUUUCUUAUGUUACCCGUCAAAAAAUACACCACAGAAAACUG